Zasmidium cellare ATCC 36951 is the source of this 1623-nucleotide messenger RNA. RefSeq lists its product as uncharacterized. Gene Ontology annotation, cellular component: transcription export complex 2. Bases 1 to 1623 code for a protein of 540 amino acids. The transcript has 2 exons. The record is from RefSeq and is a predicted model, not a curated record. Gene Ontology annotation, molecular function: double-stranded DNA binding; RNA binding. NCBI's taxonomy places the organism in Eukaryota, Fungi, Ascomycota, Dothideomycetes, Mycosphaerellales, Mycosphaerellaceae. Gene Ontology annotation, biological process: transcription elongation by RNA polymerase II; poly(A)+ mRNA export from nucleus; post-transcriptional tethering of RNA polymerase II gene DNA at nuclear periphery.
AUGACGCCUAAACUGGGCCAAUUCCUCAAUGCGAUCAACGGCUUCGUCAAAGAACAGAACGAGUCGGGGUUGGCGGAUUUCUUGGUGAUUGAGCCGCCUUUCAAUCAGACGUAUCUGGAGAUGGUCGAGGAGGUGCGACAAGCAUACCCGAAAGGCAGCGAAGAGGCUCUUGAAGAGAAAUGCACCAAAUCGCUCACGGUGGCGAGCAAUGGAUUGAAUGGUAGCGCGAGUUGGACGAUGUUCAUCAAGUUCAUGGCGCAGUAUCUCUCUUAUCUGAGGGAUGUGGAUGCGGAUCCGAAUAAGUAUUUGGAGACUUAUGAGUUGCUUUAUGAGUUGCAGAAGCGGGCCAACAGCGCACUGGUGCACCCCUCUCUCGGACAAAUCAUGAUACAAACCGUCAUUUCAUGCGCCAAGCUGAUUUGCCGCCUUGCGAUUGGCCUCGACAAGCAACCUGAACUGAUCGCGCAUCUCAAGUCAAGCAAGCCAGGAGGCGAAGACGGCGGACGAGAAACACUGCCCGAACGAACUGCUGAAACCAUUCGUCAAGCCCUCACGACUUGCCUUAAUGAUCGAACAUCAGAUCUCGACCAGAACGGUAGACCCGAAGGCAAGAAGCGUGGCAUCUACAUCAUCGCCAACAUCUGCCUCAAGAUCUUCUUCCAAUGCCGUAAGACUCGCAAUGCGGAGAUGAUCUUCACGACCAUUAGAAACAACUCGCCUCCAUUGGCUGCAUAUCCGAAGGCUCAGCGAGUUACCUACCUCUACUACCUUGGACGAUACUGGUUCCAGAAUAACCACUUCCACCGCGCACAGCUGGCACUUGACGAGGCCUACAAUGAAAGCCCAAUCAACGAACUAGCAACCCGACAGAGACGACACAUCCUCAUCUACCUCAUCACCUGCAACAUCACCAUGGGCCGCUUUCCAUCAAACGUCGUCUUCCAACGCCCAGAAGCACAAGGGCUACGAGAGCGCUUCAUGCCAAUCAUGCUAGCCAUCCGAUCCGGCGACCUCACCCUCUUCCGCCAAUACCUCGACCUAGACGGCCCCAACGCGCCUUGGUUCCUCCACUUCCGCAUCCUCUUCCAACUCCGCAACCGGUGCGAAGUCCUCGUCUGGCGCAGCCUAAUCCGCAAAGUCUGGAUCCUCAACGGCACACGCUACGAACCCGGCGCCAAAACAGCACCACUAGUCGACGUCCACGACUUGCUCUCCAUCUUCCGCCUUUUAGAAAAACAAGCCCAGAAACCCCAAGACACCGCCUACAUCGACCCGGACCUCGAUGGCGACGACGAAGGCGACGAGGAUCCCGAUGCUCUCCUCCCCACCCUCUCCUCCAUCGAAUCCAUCCUCUCCUCCCUCGUCGACCAAGGUUUUCUGAGAGGCUUCAUCGCCCACCGCCAGCAGAAGUUCGUCAUUACGGGUGCGAAGCAGGCGGGCGGGGAUGUUCUCGCGGCGGGCUUUCCGCCGCCUUGGAAGGUGGUUCAGGGGAAGGUUGUGGGGUUGGAGGAGGUUCCUGGGUGGAAGAAGAUGGGGGGCGGUUUGGCGGGGAUGGCUACGGGGGGGAUUAGUGGGGGUAUGGUGGUUAAUUUGAGUGGGGCGAGGGCUUCCGGGGCGGCUUGA